Diabrotica virgifera virgifera (western corn rootworm) is the source of this 3079-nucleotide messenger RNA. RefSeq lists its product as uncharacterized. The record is from RefSeq and is a predicted model, not a curated record. The transcript is spliced from 6 exons. Lineage: Eukaryota; Metazoa; Arthropoda; Insecta; Coleoptera; Chrysomelidae. Bases 212 to 1567 code for a protein of 451 amino acids.
UCUUGACGGCGCUAACGCGCUGCGACGCGCAAUACCGAUUCUCCGAGUCCGAUUCUCCACUACGUUAUCGACUCUCGCGCCGAGACGACACACGACGAUUCGAUUUUGGCGCGAAAAUUCCAUUCGGAACGUUCAUCAUACGAAUAAAAUGUCAUUUUAGACAACUACUUCCAAUCAAAAUUUGUGCCAAAGACUUUAAACAGUGUGAACCAUGGAUUGUUGCAACUACGUCCCGUACAGACACCACCAGGGGUACUACGGGUACUACAACGAACCUUUGCCGCCGUACCACGGCGACUUUUAUGGACACCACAAUAUGUACCACGACUAUUACGGGAAUAUAAAUCCGUAUUACAGUCCCCAUCAGCAUUGGCAAGGUGGUGGAGUUUUUGCUCCACAAGAUUACGUGUACAACCCGAAAGAAGCUCGCUUGCGAAAGGCGAUGCGGGAAGCGGCGAGUAGGGACCGCUCUAUCGGGGCUUCCCCGAUGUUGCCGCGACCGAGCGCUCGCAGGGUUAGCUCUGCGGAAUGGGCCACGUCGGCUGCAGGACCUCCUGGGACGCCCACGCUGCAUGUUUCGCACGAAGAACCUCUUAUGAUGUCGCCUCUGGGUCAGGGUAUGCGCGGUCCCGGUCUGGAUGCUCCUUGCUUUCCGUCAGCGAUGUCGUCCACGUCGGGCAGAAUCAGCCGUAGCGGAAACGAGCAGUUCAUGCCGCCGUCCAUGGAGGCGGCUGCACCAUCCUCGGGUUACUCGGGCGCCAAAAUGCACCAGGAUUCGCCCAUACCGCCCCCACCAGCCCCUACGCCCACCGUACACGCUGCAUAUAUGCAGCCCAAUCCUUUAACACAACUUCAACAACAAACGGAGAUGUGGCACAAUUACCAAGACGAUUUGAGGCCAAGAUCUUCGGGUAACCCUUUCAUGAUGCAAGAUAUCCAAUCUCCGUACCAUCACCAUCAACCGUCUCCCCCGCUCAGCAUACCCAGUCCGAUGAUGAUGGACAAACACCGACAAACGCCUGUACACCACAUACACAAUGUCAACUCCAUAUCGAUGCCCAUGACACCUCCACACUCCAACUCCAUAAUGGCGAUGACCCCACCGCACUCCAACGAGAACGUACCUCCUGAUGAACCGCUGCAUCUCAAAGAGAAGAUGAUGCCCCAAGAUUUUCAACAUCUCGCGCCGAAACAAACAGUGGAAGCUCCUCAGCCGUUGAUGGAGAAUAACGUGCAACAUCAAAAUGAGUAUGGAAAUUCCAUUUUUGGAGGUAGCGUUGGAGUCAGUCAACAGCAAAGUCAUCAUCAACAGUUUGAAAAAAUGGAAGAUACCAAAAUAAAAAGGUCAAACCCGCCAUCAUCAAUCAGUAUUGCUCGCCCUUCAUACUCCGUAGCACCAAAGAAACCGUCUUCGAAGCCUCUACCUGAUUUCAACGAGGCUUUCGGCUCUACGGAACGGGGUCGUUUCCAGAGUCCGCCUGAUCCUCGACUUGGACCCAACAAAGGUUAUUUGGAUUUCUUUUGCGAGGACGGACCUCAACUUAAAUUUGAAGAUUUUCAAAUGUAAAUUCAAUUAUUGGUGGUCUAUACGUUUGAGUAAAUAAUAAUGUGAAACCUUCAGCUCAGCAAAGAUAUCAAAAUGAUGAUAUUCAUUGUAUUGUUUGUAUCUACCAUUUUAUGGUUUGAUAUUUUUGUUGCCGUUUCAAAUAUUUUGGUUUUGUUUUGUACUUGUCUUCCUAUUUAAUAAAAAACAUAAAGCACUUAUUUUUCUGACUUAUGUUACCUUGCAGUCUAUAUUUCAUAUUUGUAUAGAAUAAUGAAGUCCUUUGGAUGAAGCUGUAUCUUUAUUCUAGGUGAGACGCAGUAGUAACGUGCAUUCUUCCUAUUUUCACUGCUACUCUUCUUUUUCCAUGUUGGCAUUCCAUUCCAGCUAGUAUGUAUCUAUAGCGGGCAGAAAUGGUUUCAAAUAGCCAGCUUCAUUGAGUCAAUAUAAUUAACGUCUAAUCCUUCCUAUAUCCUCCUCUAAAGCAGAAUACUCUAAAUACUAAAGCUUUUCGAAAAAAAAUCUCGUGCUAGUUAAUGUUCUCAAUCCUUUAUGAUGAACUUCCUAGCUUGAGCCUGUCACCGUGCGAAUCAAUAAAACAUGCGUUCAAAACCUGGCUACAACGAGAUUUUCUGGGUUGAAACCAACUUGUUCUGGAAUAAUCUUCUCGUCCAUAUCCUAAAAAAUUCUUCCCAGAAUUAUAGUAGCGCGACUGGAAAGUUUUUUUGGUUUUGUUGGUUAUUUAUUCGAAUGCAUAAACCUAUGACUUUCUUCCAGGUCAGUUACGGCUAUCACACUUGUUACAUCAUCUCUGCGAGCCAUUGGUUGGUAACAGUCCGGAAAGCUUUAUCUGUUCUGUUGUGAUAUCUUUUAAACUCGCAAAAUUGUUUCCUGCAUGUGAGUCCAUUUUUUUGUAUUUAUUCAAGGGUUUUCCUCCUAGUCAAGAGAUCUUAUUAUAGUUUUUUCAAUUACCAUUUAGUAAUAUCUUGCUGUUUACUUUAAAUUUAUUUAAAUUUUUAACCACGCCCGCCUAUUUUUGUGUUUCAUAUUUAGGUUAUUCAAUAGUUUGGUUCAAUUUUCUUUCCUGAUCUCUACUCAUAAGGUUUUUUUGCCUGGAUGAAUGAAUUUACCCCACACUUAGCCUUGUAUUUCUUGAAUUUCGACUCAAUUCAAGCUUUCUGCUUAACCCAGGUAUAACAUACCAAAAGGCACCGCCAGGAAAACAUUCCACUUUGCGGUUCAGAGAGCCCAUAUGAAACGAGUCUUUGUACUCUAUGCAGAGUAUGGCAUUAACAAAAUAAGAAAAUCUACGGUUUCGUUUUGAUUAAAAUCUGUCUUCCUCCAUCCCCCGAUAGCACUAUUUCUAGGUCUACCUGUUGUCAAGGAGGCUCUAAGGAAGACAGAUUUUUACCAUUCCGACCGUAGAUUGUCGAUAUAAAUUAAAAUAAUUUAUAUCGCAGUAUGGAUAGAACGCCCUCUAACGGGGAAUAAGCGAAAUGAAUUUCGACUCAAUUCAAGCUUUCUGCUUAACCCAAG